AUGGAUUCUGCAAAUUUUCUCUCUCUUGGACUUUGCUUUCUUUUUCUCUUUCAUGGCGUUUUUGCUCAGAUAGAGCGUCAACAACAAUGGCAAGGCCUGCAGCAACAGGGACACCCGCAACGUGCAAGAAGUGGUGAUGAUCAGUGCCGUAUUCAGAGGCUUAAUGCCCAAGAACCCAACCGCCGGUAUGAGUCCGAGGCCGGCACCACCGAGUUCUGGGACAGAAACGAUGGGGAAUUCGGGUGUGCCGGACUGAAAGCUGUUCGCCAUGUCAUCCAGGCUAGGGGCCUAUUGUUGCCUGCUUACAACAGUAGGGGUAUUCAGGGAACUGUUCUUCCGGGUUGUGCUGAGACGUAUGAAACAAGAUCACAGUCAAGUACUGGUGACAGAGAGCAGAGGUCUACAGAUCGGCAUCAGAAAGUUCGACGAAUUCAAGAGGGUGAUAUCCUUGCUUUGCCGGCAGGUUUAUCUCAUUGGGCUUAUAACGACGGAGAGCUGCCUCUUAUUUGCGUGGCAAUCAUCGACACCGGAAACGAAGCUAACCAGCUUGAUGAGAAAUACAGGAAAUUCUUCCUUGCUGGGAGCUCAGAACAAGAGGGAGGUCGUGGUGGUCAGGAAGGGCAAAGUCAAAGAGGCGAACAACAAGAAUUCAAAAGCGUAUUCAAUGGCUUCGAUCAGGAACUUCUAGCUGACAUUUUCAAUGUUGAUUCUGAGACAGCUAGGAAAUUACAGGGACAAGAUGACCAGAGGGGCAGAAUUGUCCGAGCCGACAGGUUCCAAGUCACAAUCCCAGAAUUCGACAGACAAGAAGAAGAAGAAGAAAGACAACAUGGGAGGGGAAGUCCAAACCCCAAUGGGUUAGAGGAAAUUACAUGCACAUUGAAGCUUAGAUACAACUUGGGCAGCCCUAGACGUGCUGAUGUGUACAAUCCACGUGGAGGACGUACUAGCAGCGUCAACAGUGACAAGCUUCCCGUCCUGAGCUUGCUCCGAUUAAGUGCUAAGAGAGGGGUCCUCUAUAAGAAUGCUAUCUUGGCACCUCACUGGAACAUAAAUGCACAUUCUGCAAUGUACGUAACCAGAGGGAGUGGUCGUGUUCAAGUAGUCGGGGACUCCGGAAGAUCCGUUUUCGAUGGUGAGGUCCGAGAGGGACAGCUUUUAGUCAUUCCACAAAACUACGCAGUGUUGAAGAAGGCUGGCAACGAAGGCCUUGAAUUCGUGUCCUUCAAGACCAACGAUAAUGCGAUGAGUAUCCCUCUCGCCGGACGACUCUCUGCUCUCCGAGCUAUGCCGGAGGAAGUGCUAGCAAACUCGUAUGACAUUUCUAGGGAAGAAGCCAGAAAUUUGAAGUACAACAGAGAUGAGCUGAGAGUGUUUGGGCCGCUGCGGUCUAAAUCAUCCAGGGAGUGA
Messenger RNA from Ilex paraguariensis (yerba mate), 1410 nucleotides. The record is from the annotation of a GenBank genome assembly. Lineage: Eukaryota; Viridiplantae; Streptophyta; Magnoliopsida; Aquifoliales; Aquifoliaceae.